GUAGUCCUUGAUUUGUAUCGCAUACAAGUGCAUAGUUGCGGGAGUUUCAGUGCCUAGUUCAGCCCAAAAUGGCCAAAAUUUGGCCACACCUGGCCUAUGCCUUGGCAUUGUGGUUGCUAAUCAACAAAGCAGCUGCCGAUGAUGAGCCUUACAAUGCACCACCGCCCUACUACCAGGAGAAACCACCUCCUUAUUAUUAUAAACCGCCGAAUUUUCCUCCGUACAUGUACAUGUCACCUCCACCUCCUCCAUAUAAGUAUGAGUCACCACCUCCACCUCCAUAUGUAUACAAGUCGCCUCCUCCACCUCCAUAUAUUUACAAGUCACCUCCUCCACCUCCAUAUAUUUACAAGUCACCACCACCACCUCCAUAUAAGUAUGAGUCACCUCCACCUCCAUAUGUGUACAAUUCACCACCACCUCCUCCAUACAAGUAUGAGUCACCUCCACCUCCUCCAUAUGUGUACAAUUCACCACCACCUCCUCCAUACAUGUAUAAGUCGCCACCACCUCCUCCGUAUGUAUACAAAUCACCUCCUCCUCCUCCAUAUGUGUACAAGUCACCACCACCACCUCCAUACAUUUAUAAGUCACCACCUCCUCCUCCUAUGAGUACAAAUCACCCACCACCACUCCAUACAUAUAAGUCACCACCUCCUCCUCCAUAUGGUACAAUCACCACCACCCCUCCAUACAUUAAUAAGUCACCACCUCCUCCUCCAUAUGAGUACAAGUCACCACCACCACCUCCAUACAUUUAUAAGUCACCUCCUCCUCCAUAUGAGUACAAAUCACCACCACCUCCUCCAUACAAGUACGAAUCGCCACACCACCCUCCACCAUAUGUGUAUAAAUCACCUCCUCCUCCUCCAUACAUUUACAAGUCACCUCCACCUCCACCAUACAUGUACAAGUCACCACCUCCUCCUCCAUAUGUGUACACGUCACCUCCUCCUCCACCAUACAUGUACAAGUCACCACCUCCUCCUCCAUAUGUGUACACGUCACCUCCUCCUCCACCAUACAUGUACAAGUCACCACCACCACCAUAUUACAAGUAACCUUCAUUCUCCUCUUCCGGGUCAAAAGAUCACCAUCUCCUAUAUCUGAUUCGCCUCCACCACCAUUACUCUCACCCGCGCCUUAAACUUUCAAGUCUCCUCUCCCACCAUCUCUGUUCCCUCCAACUCCAUAUUACUACAAAAUCUUCACUAUCUUCUUUUCCAUCUCCUCCCCCUCAUUAUUAUAAAUCACCACCUUACCAAGUCAAUCACUACUUCUUCUCAGUUGAAGGAAGUCUAAUUAUUUAAUAAUACAAAAGCAUUUUCCUUACAUGGCUUGCAGUUGCAUUAUUAUUUCCUCUAUCUUUAAGGGGAUUUAUCUACUUGUUGUUGAAGUAAUAAGAGAAAGGAUUAUUGCUACAAGAAGUCAUCAGAUGGUUUCUUGGAUGCUUGUGAUUACUCCGACUCAUGCCCUUAUCGAGGCUAGAGCGUUUGCUAUAUUCUCAAAAAUAUUUAAUUUGCUUUUAUGAUUUAAAUGUUGUUUUCUUGCAUCUGUUUGUGGUUAUGUGUGCUUAUAAAGAUUCAAAAUAAUGUAGUUUGAAGUUUCAAUUAUCAUAAGAAAUUCUCUCUAUCUCUUAAAUUUCCCUCUUGGCUCAA
This is a messenger RNA of Theobroma umbraticum, 1658 nucleotides long. RefSeq lists its product as uncharacterized. The record is from RefSeq and is a predicted model, not a curated record. Gene Ontology annotation, molecular function: structural constituent of cell wall. NCBI's taxonomy places the organism in Eukaryota, Viridiplantae, Streptophyta, Magnoliopsida, Malvales, Malvaceae. Gene Ontology annotation, biological process: plant-type cell wall organization.